AUGGCCACCACGACAUCGUGCAGAGGAUCGUUAGAAGAUGUUUCUUCUGAUGGUCCGCAGUGUUUUUCCUGCUCGUUCGUUUCACGUCUAGAGUUCUGCGACACCUACACUCAGUGUGCGGAGGGUGAGCGAUGCCUUGUUCAAAAAAUACGAACGCAUAACGGUCAUAAUCAAUUCACUUCAAGCUGUGUCCAUAAUCAGAGUUGUACUUUGGACAGCAGCUCCAAACCGUCCUCCGGAGAUUCGACACCCUAUGGUCAGGUGACUUGUGUGGAAUGUUGUGACGGAGAUAUGUGUAACAACAAGGGGUGCGGUGACCCAGGCCCACCUGCUCGUGAAUUACGUGGACCGUAUUGUUACCAAUGUCAACAUAUGGCUGAUCCUACAGAGUGCGAGCGACUUACCAUCUGUAACUCUAACGAGGUGUGCAGCAUAGACGAAUCCGUCUCUUUCGGACACCAAUACACAAGUGGAUGCAAGCGGAAACCGGAAUGCACUGGGGAGCAUAUAAUUUUUGGCCGGUCUUUGGAGUUCAAUCCUCGAGAUUUCCAGCUCUGCCAUACCUGCUGCUCCAUCGACUUCUGUAACAGGGACUGCCAGCACCUGCACGAGAACGAUGUGAUAUCAUGGACUGACUGGGGUUCUUGGAGCUCGUGUUCAGCUAGGUGUUCUCAACAAGGUUCACAGAGCCGAGCCAGGUUCUGCCGAAGUCCCCAAGGAGAUAUAUAUUCCCAGGGCUGUGAUGGGCUUUCUAGCGAAAUCCGCAACUGUACGAAUGGCCUUUGUACAGGAUGUGAUCAGUUGUAUGAAAGCGGGGUUCAAAACUCCGGCCUCUAUACAAUAGCCCCAGCAGGAGACGAUCGGACAUUUCGAGUUGCCUGUGACAUGAACGAUACAAAAGAAAAUGGCGGCUGGACAAUCUUACAACAUAGAAAGGAAGGCAACGUCAAUUUCUCUCGAAAUUGGGCUGACUACGUUGCAGGAUUUGGGGAUCUAGAUGGGGACUUCUGGCUAGGCCUGGAAUAUAUUCAUAUGUUGACAUCACAUGGGGUCAAUCUCAUCAUUGACAUGGUUUCAGAGGCUGGUGAACUGUACCGUUAUACAUAUGAGGAUUUCAAAGUAAAUAACGCAAGCACGUCCUACCAGUUAUCAGUCGGCAAUGACACGUCACUGAACUGUACCAGAGGAGGAUACGGUCUUCAACUCAACAAUGGACAUCCUUUUGCUACAUAUGACAGACCGGAUGUAAAUAACUGUUCUACUGGUUUCACAACGCACGAACCGGUUUCCGGUUGGUGGUUCUGGAGCUGCACGUUUUUUAAUAUAAACGGACAGAUAGGUCAUCCGAAUUACGAAUGGGGAAUGGCGUUAGAUUGCCAGGGAGUAACAGUCAUGCUGAAAGAAACAACAAUGAAAAUAAAGAAUACUGACAUUUAA
Molecule: messenger RNA, 1437 nt
Organism: Ylistrum balloti
Lineage: Eukaryota; Metazoa; Mollusca; Bivalvia; Pectinida; Pectinidae
Exons: 9
Coding region: 1-1437 (478 amino acids)
Source: RefSeq, a predicted model, not a curated record